Messenger RNA from Dictyostelium discoideum AX4, 360 nucleotides. RefSeq lists its product as hypothetical. NCBI's taxonomy places the organism in Eukaryota, Evosea, Eumycetozoa, Dictyosteliales, Dictyosteliaceae. The record is from RefSeq and is a predicted model, not a curated record. Bases 1 to 360 code for a protein of 119 amino acids. The transcript has 2 exons.
AUGGAAGAUAAUUCAGUAGCAAUAGAUAAUAUAACAACAAUUACAAAUGCACAAAUUAUGGGUGACAAUGAUAGAUUAAUUAUUGAUGAUAAUGUUUUAAAUGAAUUUAAAAAUGAUAUUUCAAAAGUUUUUAAUAAAAGCAAUGAAGAAAUGAAAAAAAUUGAAAAUCAACAUUUUGAAAUUUUUAAUCAAUUUUUAAUAAAAGAAAAAGUGGUUUCAAAAUGUAUUGAAAAAGAAAAAAAUUUAAUUCAAUGUUUAUCAAAUAAUAAGGAUCAUUUUUUAAAUUGUUCGGAUAUUUUAAAAGAAUUUACAGCAUGUCAAGAAAAAUUUGUUAAAGAAUUCAAUAUAAAUAGAAAAUAG